Molecule: messenger RNA, 421 nt
Organism: Ambispora leptoticha
Lineage: Eukaryota; Fungi; Glomeromycota; Glomeromycetes; Archaeosporales; Ambisporaceae
Source: the annotation of a GenBank genome assembly
AUGGGAGGAGAGUCGUUUCAUGUCAUAGCUCUUGAUCUCAUUAUCCGUAAAUGUAUAUGUAAACAUGAAAGAUCACAAUAUACCCCAAAAUUAUUGAUUUUAAGCCACUUGGAUUCUAAUAACGAAGAAAGCGAUGAUGAAUUGGUAAUACAAUUCCAAACGGAGGAAUUUCAUAGCGAAGCGCAAAUUACACAUAAAAAAUGUUUUGAUUGCGAGAAUUUUAGGACUAAUUUUGCUUGGUGCCACUCUUGUGAAACUACCCGGUUUAAGGAAAACUUUCCAAAUUGGACAACUGGCAAUUUGCAGCUUGAUUUAAUUAUACAAAAAAGCCAAGUCGAAGCAAAUGUAAGCGGCGAUUAUCUUGAAUAUAUCUCUUACGAUCAAUUUGAGCUGAUUGAAUUUCACAAAGCUGGAGCAUUUA